This is a messenger RNA of Gastrolobium bilobum, 588 nucleotides long. RefSeq names its product transcription factor bHLH30-like. The record is from RefSeq and is a predicted model, not a curated record. Gene Ontology annotation, biological process: regulation of DNA-templated transcription. The transcript is spliced from 3 exons. The coding region runs from base 1 to 588 and encodes 195 amino acids. NCBI's taxonomy places the organism in Eukaryota, Viridiplantae, Streptophyta, Magnoliopsida, Fabales, Fabaceae. Gene Ontology annotation, molecular function: protein dimerization activity; DNA-binding transcription factor activity.
AUGGUUUCUGGCUCUGAUAUUUCGAGGGUGUUCAAUCCCACAUCGGAUACUUCAGGUGCUUUAAAUUGGAUUUCAAGAGGUGGGUUGGUAAAUAUUGACAAGGGAGAACCUUUGAGGUCACCUUCAAUUAUAGGGCAGAAAAAUAUUUGUGAGCCCAAAGCUUUAGCGGCUUUGAAGAGACAUAGUGAAGCAGAAAAGAGGAGAAGGAAGAGAAUUAAUGGCCAUCUUGCAACACUCCGUGGACUUGUCCCUUCCACUGAAGAGAUGGAUAAAGCAACAUUACUGGGAGAAGUUAUUAGUCAAAUAAAGGAAUUGAAGAAGAAUGCAGCUGAAGCAAGCAAAGGUUUUCUAAUCCCAAUGGACACUGAUGAAGUGAAAGUAGAACCAUGUGAUGAUGAUGAAGAAGGAGGAUAUGGAUCAAUGUCUUAUAAGGCAUCUGUUUGUUGUGAUUAUCGACCUGAGCUACUAUCUGAGCUAAGAAAAACACUUGAUGCACUUCAACUACAAUUGGCACUGAGUUCGGUACUUGAUAAGGCUUCUAACUCACUCGAGUACUCCCUAAGAACUUCAGAUCCAACCAAACGGUGA